AAGAUGCUGAUGUUAAAAUGUCGGAGAUAAGUGAUGUGAGCAGUUCCAAACAUGGAGAAGUUAGCACUACUAGAAUUCAAGAGUUGUUGAAUAAAUAUGGAUCAGAUGGUAGGAAAACAAAGGCUGAAGAUAGCUGUGUAUCAAUGAAACUUCCCUUUCAAAUGACUAGAGAACGCCAACAGUCAGACCCAGUGCCAAGUCUAUCGAUCUCACUUAAUUCGGUCUGUUCUACAUCAUCUAAUAGUUCCGUGUUACCUGCAUCUUUUACGCCUGCUCCAAAUGUUGCGUCUGUCAGAACUAGACCUCCUUUGUCUUAUAGUGCUCGUAUAACUCCGCGACCUAGAAAGAUCAAUUCUGUUACAAAGAUCAAGUUUUUCGAAAAAGGUGUGCAGGCUAAUCUGAUGAAAGGAGAAAAUGAUGAAAAUACUCCACCAAGUAAUCAAGCUGCUUACAAUGCACUGAAGAAACAGGCUCAAGAAAUGGAAGCACGAUUAAAGAAAGAAAACGAAUAUUUGGUGGCACAAGUUAAAAAGAUGCAAGAACAAGCAAGCUUGAAAGCAGCAUUCUCUCCCGAUGGACAACUAAACGAUUUGAAAAAUAAAAUACAUGAGCUCGAAAAAGAGAACAAAUAUCUUGCGAAUCAAGUUAAGAAGAUGCAAGAAGCGGCCAGUUUGAAGUCUGUAUUCCCUGCAAAGGAGCACUAUAGCGGAGCUAUGGCACCAGUCACUAUUGCUGGCAACGAGUUCGAUGUGUGGAAGAAGGAGAUAGGAAAAGGAGCCUCCUGUAUGGUUUACAAAGGUGUAGAUAGAUCACGUGACGUCAUGGUGGCAAUUAAAGUGGUGAGCCUGCAAAAGCUCAAUCCUCAGAGUAAUGACGAGAUGAGGCGGGAGAUCGAACUUUUACAAAACCUGAAAAACGAGGACUGUAUUAUUAAUCUCUUUUAUCACGAGUUUAGAGUAGAGCGCUGUCGUCUGAGUAUGGUACUGGAGUUUGGAGAGACAGAUCUGCACACCUACAUGCAGCAGACGCCUUGGCUUGUAAAGUCGCCCUGCAAGCAGUCCUAUUACGAGGUGUGCUUGUUGUGGCAGCAGAUGUUGCGAGCAGUCCACUGUAUACACUCCCAUAGCAUAGUCCACAAGGAUUUGAAACCUCAGAACUUUAUGUUAGUGAAAGGGAAAUUGAAGCUGAUUGACUUUGGUAUCAGUCAAAUGAUACAAGACGAGGUUACCAGUAUGAUAAUCAAGCAACCUGAGGGCACGCCCAAUUACAUUGCACCAGAGAUGUUAUCAGGAACGUUUGGAGAUGCAGAAGCGAACGUGUUGGGAUACAGGAGUGACGUGUAUUCUCUGGGGUGUAUUCUAUUUAAAAUGUGUUUUGGCGUGACUCCUUAUCAACACAUAGAGAAAAUGCAGAUGAAGUAUUUAGCGAUAACAUCAACUGAACCUAUAAACAUUCCGGAAAAGUUACAGUAUCAAGAUAUCAGACAGAUUCUGGAAGUAUGUCUGAAGAAAGACAGGACGAAGCGAGCCACAGUUGCGCAGCUACUUAAAAUGUAGUGAAAUCUGCGAGUGGGGGCCGGGGGGGGGGGGGGGGGGGGGUAAUGUAAGUGAGAUUCAAGUCAUCUUCUGCGAGAUCUAAGUGAGAUUCAAGAGUUCAGUUUUGCGGUUUGAAGUCCCUGAGAACAAGCCAUCUUCUGAACCUGUGAGUGGGGGGGGGGGGGGCUUGAAAGAUCCAAAAUAUGUGACCAAGUUAAUUUAUUUACAGCAAGAGCAACACAAUUAUAAAAUGUGAACAAAACUUUUAUGAAACGCUGGAGAGAUCAUGAUCCCCUCCUUUUGAGUUAAUAUUACAUUGUCUUGCUUUUUGUUUAAAUUGAAUUGAAAUUUAAUUAAUCAGUUUACUUUUGAUCGGUAAAUGAUAUUUUAACUGUUUACUGUUGUUACAUUGACUUGUGUAUCAUAGCAUGGCAAUUAUUUUCUACUAUUUUUGUAAUUACGUCAA
Messenger RNA from Bolinopsis microptera, 2001 nucleotides. Its product is annotated as probable serine/threonine-protein kinase mps1. Bases 18 to 1556 code for a protein of 512 amino acids. The transcript has 10 exons. NCBI's taxonomy places the organism in Eukaryota, Metazoa, Ctenophora, Tentaculata, Lobata, Bolinopsidae. Gene Ontology annotation, molecular function: ATP binding; protein serine/threonine kinase activity; protein serine/threonine/tyrosine kinase activity. Gene Ontology annotation, cellular component: nucleus; kinetochore. The record is from RefSeq and is a predicted model, not a curated record. Gene Ontology annotation, biological process: meiotic spindle assembly checkpoint signaling; mitotic spindle assembly checkpoint signaling; peptidyl-serine phosphorylation.